This is a messenger RNA of Notolabrus celidotus (New Zealand spotty), 1090 nucleotides long. RefSeq names its product histone H2B 1/2-like. The record is from RefSeq and is a predicted model, not a curated record. Gene Ontology annotation, cellular component: nucleosome. The coding region runs from base 13 to 381 and encodes 122 amino acids. Gene Ontology annotation, molecular function: DNA binding; protein heterodimerization activity; structural constituent of chromatin. NCBI's taxonomy places the organism in Eukaryota, Metazoa, Chordata, Actinopteri, Labriformes, Labridae. The transcript has a single exon.
CUUAUAGAGACCAUGCCUGACCAAUUGAAAGCACCCAAGAAGGGUUCCAAGAAAGCCGCCUCAAAGGCAACUAAGAGCGGCAAGAAGAGGAGGAGGACUAGGAAAGAGAGCUAUGCCAUCUACGUCUACAAAGUCCUGAAGCAGGUCCACCCCGACACCGGGAUCUCCUCUAAGGCCAUGGGCAUCAUGAACUCCUUCGUGAGUGAUAUCUUUGAGCGCAUCGCCGGUGAGGCUUCACGUCUGGCUCACUACAACAAGCGCUCUACCAUCACUUCCAGGGAGAUCCAGACCGCUGUCCGCCUGCUGCUGCCCGGAGAGCUGGCCAAGCACGCCGUGUCUGAGGGCACCAAGGCUGUGACCAAGUACACCAGCUCCAAAUAAACUGCUGUCUGAAAGAAACAACAUAACGGUCCUUCUCAGGACCACCCACCACCUCUUUAAGAGCCCAAUCCUGCUGCAUUGUUACAGGCUGGCCAAUACAAAUGAAUAAUUGUUUGUCAAUGUAUUACAAUUUAACCUGCUAAUGCUGAGACUGACAUCAAGUAAUUGAAGUGAUUAAUAAUGAGACAGACCUGACUAAAGUAUCAAUGCAGACAUGACUACAUACAAUACAAAUGCAACUGUUAGCCUACACUUACCAUGAUGCCUGAGAUGUUUCAUAAAUUUGCAUCACAUCCCGAUAGAACGUCUGUCACUGAUCAACUCCGUAAGGCUAGGUAGCCAGAAACGCCCUAUGAUUUUGGCAUAUUAUGUGUCAAUUGCACUACAUGUUAAGUACAUGCACAUAUAACUACUACUCCUGUCAACUGCACUUGCAGCUGUUUAUCCUGCUUGUGCAUGUGACCAUUGAAAUUCUACCAUGUGUGCAAUAUGCCUUUUAAUUACGUUUGUGGCGAUUGCUUGUUUGUUUCAAUGCACUGGAUUAUCUUUCUUUACUUUUCUCAUUGGCUUCUUGUUUAUUUGGUUUUAACUGGAACCUGAGUACAGGCAUGACAACGUUGAAUACAACUUGAACAAGGAUGGAUGUCCCAAAGUCAUGCUACUGAAGAAUAAAAAGUGAGACAUGCUACUGAAGAAUAAAAAGUGAGAC